Messenger RNA from Notechis scutatus (mainland tiger snake), 892 nucleotides. The record is from RefSeq and is a predicted model, not a curated record. Lineage: Eukaryota; Metazoa; Chordata; Lepidosauria; Squamata; Elapidae.
AACAAAGACCCCAGUCCCGCUCUUCAGACGUGAUCUAGCCUGCUAGGUGUGGAUGCAACAUUUAACUCCCCACGGUGUCACAAUUCAGACGUUGAGACCAUGUCUUUUUCAUCUGUGUCUUUCUCUUCCUUUUCUCCAGAAGCCCCCUCGGGGGUUACAUUGUCAUUCCAGGCAUCCAGUGACCCCAAAGGGGGAGUGACUAUGCAGCUGCGUUGCCAGGGCACCUUCAAUCCUGUGGAAAUUGAAUGGUUUAGAGAUAAGCGCUCACUGAUUCCUGCCGGAAGCCAUUAUAGGCUCAGUCCUGAUCAAAUGCAUCUCACCAUCUGGAAUUUCACUGCUCCCCAGGAUCUGGGAGAUUACAGCACCGUCUGCUCCAAUCCACUGGGAACACAACGAACUAACCUCACUAUUAUUGGCCCCUCAAUCUCUGAAUGGACUUUGGCAAAAGGACCCCAACCAGGCACUGCCUCUCUAACUUGGACGGUCCCAAACAAGUCAGUGGUGACCAGUUUCAUGAUUCAGAUGCGAGGUCCAAAACAACGUCGUUCUGCUGAGGAAUGGAGUACGGUGGAAGUGCUAGGAGCUACCAACCGAUCCACAACUGUUAUAGGAUUGCAGCCCCAAACGGCUUAUGCUUUCCAAAUAGUGCCUUAUCUGGGAUCCCAAGCUGGGAACGCCACUCAGAUUCAAACCCUCCACCCAGGUAGGUACAGGUUUUGCAGGUGGUUUCGGGAAUAGAUUAUCGAACCAUAAUAUGAUGUACUAUCCUAUCUUCACACAUGCAAACAAACACUAAUAACUUGGAUUAAUGAAAUCAAAAGAAUGUGCUCGGAGCUCUUAUAUGCAUUAAACUAGAAAAGCUGAUAAUAUUUACGAGCAACUUCUUGGCUUU